This is a messenger RNA of Huiozyma naganishii CBS 8797, 360 nucleotides long. RefSeq names its product tubulin-binding prefolding complex subunit YKE2 (gene YKE2). Gene Ontology annotation, molecular function: protein-folding chaperone binding. Lineage: Eukaryota; Fungi; Ascomycota; Saccharomycetes; Saccharomycetales; Saccharomycetaceae. The transcript has a single exon. Gene Ontology annotation, biological process: protein folding; chaperone-mediated protein complex assembly. The record is from RefSeq and is a predicted model, not a curated record. Gene Ontology annotation, cellular component: prefoldin complex; cytoplasm. The coding region runs from base 1 to 360 and encodes 119 amino acids.
AUGUCAAAUCCUGCUGCAAAGUAUCAGAAGGCGCAGAGUGCGCUGGAGGAGUUGAUUGUGGCGAGGCAGAAGCUGGAGACGCAGUUGCAAGAGAACAAGAUAGUCAUUGAGGAGUUCGACGCGUUGAAGGAGGAUUCGAAAGUGUACAAGCUGACGGGCAGUGUUUUGCUGCCUGUUGACCAGGACGAGGCGCGCACGAAUGUGGACAAACGGCUGGAGUUUAUCAAUGGUGAGAUCGACAGGUGCGAGGAGAACAUCAAAGAGAAACAGGAGACGUUGGAAGGGUUGAGAUCCGAGCUGAUGAAGCUACAGGCUGCUGCACAGGCCAAUGCCGCGGCACCCACAGCAUCAGCGAAAUAG